ACUAUUGCACAUGCGCGGACUGGUCGCGUAAGGUACCAAUUGUAUCGUAAAAGACAACAGUGCAGUGAACUCUUUAAAUUAUGCGGUAAUUCUUUCAGUUUCAUAUUCGUCGAAGGUGUGACAAACUAGACUUUAUUCUUUCUUGGUGUCAGGAUGAACUUUGAAGCUUCUGAGGCUAACCUAGCCUGCUAGUUAGCUUAGCUUGCUAGCUGCUAAUAAAAAAACACGGAAGUUAUCAAGACAUCGCUAAGCAGACACAAGUUGUUAUAAAGAAAGCUAUAGCACGACGAGGAACAUUCUCGAACAAAAGAGGAGAACAAGCGACAACGUCAACUACUGGACGCUGUUUUCAGAAACAUCAAGUUGUGUUACACAGAACAGACGUCUGUGAAAAACAUCUUCUUCCUGACCAACAGGAGUGGAAUUCCAGGAUGGAGCAGGAGCAACCACGGCCCUUCCAUAUUACAAAGGAAGAGGCAGUGCCACAGCCUCCCCACGUUAAAGAGGAAAUUGAGGAGCUCCAGCCCCUCCACACUAAAGAGGAAGAUGACAUCAGUUUGAAUGGAGAGAGUAUUGAAGGACUGGAGGAGGUUGAUGUCCACAAGAUGCCAUUGAUUUAUGUCAUUGUGAAGAAGGAAGAUGAUGAGGUCAAAAGUGAAAGUGAGGAGAAGAGAGAGGUGAAGUCUCCAAGCAGCAGCUCAACUCAACACAUGACAACAGAAGCUGAUGGAGACCACUGUGGAGGAUCACAAGCAGACAAGCUCAUAGCUCCACUAUCAGAUAGUGAUGACACAACGUCACACUCUCCUGACACUGAUGAUGAAGACUCUGAAGCUGAUACAACAUGUCACACUGACAACACACACUUUGAAUGUUCUCACUGUGGCAAAACCUUUAACCGCCAUUGUAAUCUGAAAAGACACACGAGAACACACACCGGUGAAAAACCUUUUAUCUGUUCACGCUGUGGUAAAAGCUUUACCCAAAAUAAUCAUUUGAAAACACACAUGAGAACACACACUGGAGAAAACCCCUUUUCUUGUUCAAUCUGCUGUAGAGGUUUUGGACAAAAAGAUAAAUUGAAAAGACACAUGAGAACACACACUGGUGAAAAACCUUUUUCAUGUUUAAGCUGCGGUAAAGGUUUUACACAAAACGAUAAGUUGAAAAGACACAUGAGAACACACACCGGCGAAAAACCUUUUUCCUGUUCAAUCUGUAGUAAAGGUUUUACACAAAAUAUUCAUUUGAAAACACACAUGACAACACACACCGGUGAAAAACGUAUUGCAUGUUCAAUUAGUGCUAAAGGUUUUGUACGAAAUAUGAAUGUGAAAAGACUGACAGCACACACUAGGGAAAAAACUAUCUGUUCAAUCUGUGGUAAAGGUUUUGUACGAAAUAUGAAUUUUAAAAUACACAUGAGAUCACACACUGGUGAAAAACCUUUUUCUUGUUCAAGUUGUGGCAAAUGUUUUGUACAAAAUAGGGAUUUGAAAAGACACAUGAGAACACACACUGGUGAAAAACCCUUUUCUUGUUCAAGCUGUGGCAAAUGUUAUAUACAAAGUUGGGAUUUGAAAACGCACAUGAGAACACACACUGGUGAAAAACCUUUUAUCUGUUCAAUCUGUGCGAAAAGUUUUACACGAAAUCAGCACUUGAAAAAACACAUGAGAACGCACACUGGUGAAAAACCUUUUUCCUGUUCAAUCUGUGCUAAAAGUUUUGUACAAAGCUAUACGUUGGAAAGACACAUAAGAACACACACCGGUGAGGAAGUGUGAUGAAAGAUUAUCUCAAAAGUACACACAAGUGAGAAUAUCCGCAACAAUUGAAGCUGCAAGGUUAAAAAAAAAUCUGUCAAAUCUUUAACAUAGACCUAACAUCACUACAUGUAACAUGUGUGACAUCAUUGUUGUGUAACAGUCUUGUUAAUAUGUUUCUACCGUUUUAAGAUCAGAUUUGUUUAGAUAAGUGGUUUAAGUAUGUGCUUUAGUUUACAACAUAGUGUGCAUUUAUUUAAUGUAAGGUAUAGCUCGGUUGGUAGAGAGGCCGUGCCAGCAACUUGAGGGUUGCAGGUUCGUUCCCCGCUUCCGCCAUCCUAAUCACUGCCGUUGUGUCCUUGGGCAAGACACUUUACCCACCUGCUCCCAGUGCCACCCACACUGGUUUAAAUGUAAAAAUUAGAUAUUGGGUUUCGCUUUGUAAAGCGCUUUGAGUCACUAGACAAAAAGCGCUAUAUAAAUAUAAUUUACUUCACUACUACUACUACUUAAAAUGAACCAAUUUCCUUGAUUGAAAAUUUCCGCACUGACUGACGCAUCACCUUAUUUUUACUACCCUUACAUUUACUUUUUUAUUUGUUUCGGAAUUAAAUGGAACAAACCAUAUGUUACACAAAAUUGUAUGUGUAUAUAGAAUACAUAAUCAAAAUUAUGUGUUGUAUUUUCUCAUAAUAGUGUUAUAGGUUUUUAAAUGUAUGAAAUGUGUUGCACAUUUUCAUUUCUAAUUGUAAAUGAUUCCAUAUAUUAACUUUUUUAUAUGAUAUGCAUGUUUUGUUUUUGAGUACACAAAUCUUUUGGUUUAUAUUUGGUUUACUUCUGGACCACAUCUGGAAGCAUUUUAUUAUUUAUUUUAUACAUGAUUUGACCUUUUUCCCACCUUUGCAUUAAUCAAUCAAUCAAUGUUUAUUUAUAUAGCACCACCUUUGCAGCGGCCCAUCAAUGUUUUUAUUCUGUGUGCCCUGUAUGAUGUAUGUUUGAUUUUGAACAGGUUUGUACUUAACAAUUAAUUUUAUUGUUAUUUUUAACUGCAAAGACAAUAAAGUUCCAUUCCAUGUUUGA
Molecule: messenger RNA, 2846 nt
Organism: Nerophis ophidion (straightnose pipefish)
Lineage: Eukaryota; Metazoa; Chordata; Actinopteri; Syngnathiformes; Syngnathidae
Product: gastrula zinc finger protein XlCGF28.1-like
Exons: 3
Coding region: 432-1787 (451 amino acids)
Biological process (GO): regulation of transcription by RNA polymerase II
Molecular function (GO): DNA-binding transcription factor activity, RNA polymerase II-specific; RNA polymerase II cis-regulatory region sequence-specific DNA binding
Source: RefSeq, a predicted model, not a curated record